AGCAGCCAAUCCAAUCCAAGCAGUGUUGUACUUCACGUGGUUUGGUCGCGCCGGUUAAGAUCUCGAUUCCUUUUAAUAAUAAAGAAAAUUUUCAGCUAUGGACAGCCUUGCCGCUUCAAAACUUACUGGUUCCCAACGAGAGGAACUUAUGGAUCAAGUUAAACAGCAAAUAGCGGUUGCAAACGCUCAAGAACUGCUCCAGAAGAUGACGGAAAAGUGCUUCAAGAAAUGCGUAGGAAAACCUGGUUCUAGUUUAGACAACUCUGAGCAGAAAUGUAUCUCAAUGUGUAUGGACAGGUACAUGGAUUCAUGGAACCUUGUGUCUCGAUCCUACGGCAACAGGAUAGCACGAGAACGAGGUCAUAUGUGAACGUUAGAAAGGAUGCCAACUACUGUAUAUAUAUAUAUGUUGCCUCAAUGCAUAUUGUAUUCCUGAUUUAGUGGCACAUCAUUCGAAGAUCAAGGAAAAUGCAGUGGACCAUAGUGUUAGUAAUAAAAUAUCUCGUAAGAGGC
Ornithodoros turicata is the source of this 513-nucleotide messenger RNA. RefSeq names its product mitochondrial import inner membrane translocase subunit Tim13-like. The record is from RefSeq and is a predicted model, not a curated record. Lineage: Eukaryota; Metazoa; Arthropoda; Arachnida; Ixodida; Argasidae. The transcript has 3 exons. Bases 98 to 370 code for a protein of 90 amino acids.